Messenger RNA from Biomphalaria glabrata, 3122 nucleotides. Its product is annotated as polyadenylate-binding protein 4-like. The record is from RefSeq and is a predicted model, not a curated record. The coding region runs from base 339 to 2210 and encodes 623 amino acids. The transcript is spliced from 11 exons. Gene Ontology annotation, molecular function: mRNA 3'-UTR binding; poly(U) RNA binding; poly(A) binding. Gene Ontology annotation, cellular component: nucleus; ribonucleoprotein complex; cytosol. Lineage: Eukaryota; Metazoa; Mollusca; Gastropoda; Planorbidae.
UCAGACGUCACUUCCUUUUCACGUCCAACUUGGAACCGCAAAGACUGUGAGGAAGAUUUCAAUCAAGACUUUCACAAUUUAAUGUGUUCCUAACACACUGUGACAUGUUUUGAUUAUAAAAUAAAUCUUUUAUAAAAUUUAAAAAAAUAAAAAAAAAAUUAGUAAAAUUGUAUAAAAAACAAAAAAGCUUAUUGAAACGUGGUCGACAUUGAACAAGCUGUUCUGAUAUUGAAUUGUGAUAACCGCCAUCUUUACACCAACAAGCACGAGGCCAUUUUUAUUAUAAACUUAAUUGAAAUAGUUUGUAGACUAAGCUAAACAAAAAAGAAACAGCAAAAAUGAAUCCAGCUACAAGUUAUCCUAUGGCAUCCCUCUAUGUUGGAGAUCUUCACCCAGAUGUCACAGAGGCUAUGUUGUUUGAAAAGUUCUCAACAUGUGGACCUGUUUUGUCAAUCAGAGUUUGUCGCGACAUGAUUACACGCAGAUCUUUGGGCUAUGCAUACGUCAACUUCCAGCAACCACAUGAUGCUGAAAGAGCAAUGGACACCAUGAACUUUGACACUAUUAAAGGCAGACCUAUUAGAAUAAUGUGGUCUCAGCGUGACCCAUCUCUCCGUAAAUCUGGAGUUGGCAAUGUGUUCAUUAAGAAUUUGGAUAAAAGUAUUGACAACAAAGCUUUGUAUGACACAUUCUCUGCUUUUGGCAACAUUUUAUCUUGUAAGAUUGCUUGUGACGAGCAUGGCUCAAAGGGAUACGGUUUUGUACAUUUUGAGACAGAAGAAGCAGCCAGACAGUCUAUUGAAAAGGUCAAUGGCAUGUUGCUUAAUGGAAAAAAAGUAUAUGUAGGAAGAUUUAUCCCUCGCAAAGAACGUAUCAUGCUGAUGGGUGACAAGCACCGCAAAUACAACAAUGUGUACAUUAAGAACUUUGGUGAAGAACUGGAUGAUGAGAAAUUGAGGGAAAUGUUUGAACAGUAUGGCAAAAUAAUCAGUGCAAAGGUGAUGUAUGAUGGUAGUGGAAAAUCUCGAGGUUUUGGAUUUGUCAGCUUUGAGGAACCAGAUGCUGCUGAAAAGGCAGUCACCACUCUAAAUGGAACAGAAAUGGGUGGCAAACAGAUUUAUUGUGGUCGUGCUCAAAAAAAAGCUGAGCGUCAAGCUGAACUCAAGGAAAAGUUUGAAAAGAUCAAACUUGAACGCAUUAAUCGUUACCAGGGUGUCAAUCUGUAUGUGAAGAAUUUGGAUGAUGGUGUUGAUGAUGAGAGGCUGCGCAAGGAGUUCUCCCAGUUUGGAACCAUCACCAGUGCAAAGGUGAUGGGAGAGGGUGGUAGGUCCAGAGGAUUUGGUUUUGUGUGCUUCAGCUCACCAGAAGAAGCCACAAAGGCAGUUACAGAAAUGAACGGUCGCAUUAUUGUUGCCAAGCCUCUGUACGUGGCACUUGCUCAGCGCAAGGAGGACCGGCGAGCUCAUCUUGCUAGCCAACAUAUUCAAAGACUGGCUUCAAUGCGUCAACAGAAUGUUCAGUACAAUCCAAUCUUUAAUGCUGGUGGAGCUGGAUACUUUGUACCAACAAUGCCUCAGGCUCAGAGAGGUUUCUUUACACCUGCUAAUGUCCCAUCCAUUAGACAAGCACGUGCACCAUGGGCUCCAAGUGUUAGGCCAAACCAGGCUGCAGGAUUCCAAGCCAUGUCCAACCAGAUCAGAACCCGGCCCCCAACUGCUCAAACCCAGAUGCGACCAACUACUGUGAACUCAAGGCCUAUUACUGGUCAGUCAGUAGCAGCUGGUGCACCGCGUGUUGCAGCGAUGGCCGGGAUGACCCGUCCUCCAGGUGCUGGAGCUAUUCCACAACAGGCUCGCCCUAACCCAUACCCAAAUUCUCGACCUCAAAUGGCUGGACAGCCUGGACGCCCCAUGCAACAGGCCCAACAGUCUGUGGUGAUCCCUGGUCAAGAUCCUCUUACAGCAAGUAUGUUGGCUGCUGCUCCACCUCAAGAGCAGAAACAGAUGCUUGGAGAGAGAUUGUUCCCUCUUAUCCAACGCAUGCAUCCUGAGUUGGCUGGUAAGAUUACUGGUAUGCUUUUGGAGAUUGACAAUUCAGAAUUGCUGCACAUGUUAGAGUCUCAUGAAUCUCUUAAACUUAAGGUGGAGGAGGCUGUCGCUGUACUGCAAGCUCACCAAGCCAAGGAAAGUGCUGCAGCCAAGAAAGAUUAGAACUUGUAUGGGAUUCAACUGAAUCAGGAAUAACUUAAAUUUUUAGGGUUACAGUAAUUUUUGUUCUUUUUUUUUUUUUUUUUUUGUUUUUGUUUUUUAUUGAAACUGUGUGAUGUGACAAAAUUAGCUGGUUGGCUUGAUUAGGAAGAUUAUUGAGUUACUAUUCAGAUGUCAGGCGCAUAAUCUUUUUCAAAUUUCAACUUGCUAAUAAAUCCAAGUUCGGUUUUGUGACAUUUACUAAUUGAAGUUUUUAGUAGAGUAGCUGUUUUUCUGAAUAGCAUUUGUCCUUGACUUGUAUCUUCAGUACUAUGAUCAGUUCAUGUGCCACGGUUUCAUUUUUUUUUUGUGUGUGUGUUGUGUUAAUUCUUUUUUUUUUUCAAAGUCUGAACCAACUAACCAUAUAUUGUACCUGUGUGUGUGCUGUUCAGGAAGCAGCACUCAGAACUACUACAAUGUGUAGGUUACUAUGUCUGGUCCUACUAACAAGACAUGGAGCACAAUAUAUAUCUUCCUUCCAAGUUUGGACAAUUAUUGUUUAUCCUGUUGCUGUGGCCCCUGACCACAAAACCUCAUACUCACUGGAGUAUGCUUAGAUUUCUUUGGUCCAGUAAAUGUACAUGUUGUGUUUCAGAAUGUCUAGAAACCAUGUUCAGACAAUAUUUGACACUUGUAAAAUGUAUUGGGCCAAAGAAUCUCUUGUUAUUCACAGGAGAAUAACAAGGUUCUUUUAUUAAACCAAAAAAAAAAAUCUGCAAGUUUUUUUGCACAAUAAAAAAAAAAAAGCUUUAUUUACAGCAUUGACUCAAAGAAACUUAUAGAAUGCUCUUGUCUACAUAGUAGUAUGGCUGGACUAAUACACUUGGUUUUUUUGUUAAAGGAAUUUGAUGAACAUUAAAAUACUUUUCAUUUGAA